GGCAUGCAACGAGCCCCCUCUGCCCUUCCUUUCUCCGGCGGCGAUCGUCAUUUCCGGUGUUCGUUGAAUCCGCUCGAACGCGCAGCUGCGGCUCCGGGCACGAGGCGGCUGGGAAGAUUCGAGUAGCGGCCUGGAAGCCCCACCGCGCCGUCCACAUGGUGAGCCUCGAGUCUGAUAAUCCCAUCCCCUCCGUCCCUCUUCGCUGAGGGGGAGCCGGAGCCCGGCGUGGCUGAGGGGGGGGGGAAGGGAACCGAAGGUUCCAGAAUUACCGGAAAGGGGGAGGGGAGCCGGUGACGCCCUGGUGGCAACGGCCGGGGAUGGAGAGGCCCCUGGGCCCCGCUCUCUCCUUGGGCGGCGCCGUUCACGGUGGAUAGGAUGCUGGGGCCUUCAUCCCUUCAGGCCGCCCCCGUCGCCUUUCCUCGGCCCGAGGAGGAAGGGUCGCCUCCCUCUCCCUUCGGUGCGCAGGCAGCCAGCGCCAGAGACAAAGGAAGCCGCAGCUGGGGGGGGGGGGGACGGGACUCCGGAGCGGCCUCUUGGUUGUAGUUCCAUGCAGUCACUUCAUAGGGUUGGAAGGGACCCCGGGGUCAUCUAGCCCAACCCCCUGCAAGGCAGGAAUCUCACGUAGAGCUUCCUUUUAUGAUUCAAAAUCUCCCAAGGAAAGAGUCCCGUCGCCUCCCGAGUUCAUUGGGGAUCUGUGUGAAGACUCCUUUCACUGGAGCCUGGCUGCUGCCAUGCCUGUGGCGUCACACACACCACCCUUUUUCUUAAAUUACGAUGUACAGUGGUAUCCUGGGUUACAUACACUUCAGGUUACAAACUCCACUAACCCAGAAAUAAUACCUCGGGUUAAGAACUUUGCUUUAGGAUGAGAACAGAAAUCGUGCUCCGACAGCACGUCAGCAGCGGGAGGCCCCAUUAGCUAAAGUGGAACCUCAGGUUAAGAACAGUUUGAGGUUAAGUACGGACCUCCGGAACGAAUUAAUUACUUAACCCAAGGUACCACUGUAGUGAUUUGCACUGCAGUUCACGUUGCAUUCUGCAGCAGGGGUGGGGGGCCUGGAUCUGGUGGGUGGACCACAUCCUUGUUCCCCCCCCCCCAAGUUUGACAGGUGGGCGAGGCUACCUGUAUUAGCCCUUGUUGUUUGAAACCAAGCAGAGAGGCACGUAAAGUGCUGAACAUCGUCUGAUCAUGGAGCCUGUCGACGCCAUGUGUGUGGCGUUCUGCAAGAACUAGCAUCCGUCUGAUCAGCGGGUCUUUCAAAGUCCCAUGCACAAGACUUUGCAAAACCUGAUGAUCAGAGCUUGGGAAGCUUUGCGGACAGUGUGUCUUUAGCUGCCCCACACUUGACAAUAGCAGGUACGAGACAGGCUCGUGCGGCUUGACCAAAAUGGCCUGGUGGGCUUUGUGGGCUUUAUUUGGCCUGUGGUCCAGAUAUUCCUCAUUGCUGUUCUGCAGCUGUAAGCUCUUGUUUGGUUGUUCGAUUUGUGUGUACAUUUUACACCUGAGGAGGGACAAGCAUGCUCAGCUCAUUCCCCAAACAUCACCAUACUGUUGCCCUCCACAAAUUGGAGGAUGAAGUGCUCCUACUGUGAUCUAGAACCCUGCUUUUGUAAGAUUUUUUAUUAUUACUUUUAUUAUUUAUUAAAUUUGUUUGUCGCCCUUCACCUGACGACCACAGGGCAGUUGACCACAUUAAAAAAACAAAACAGAAUGAAAACACAAAAUGCAUAAUAAAACGAAAACAAACCAAUCGUUUCUCUCCCGCAAACACAUUUAAAAAGCCAUAGAAUGUUAAAUCAGCCCAAGACCAGGUUACAGAGUAACAUUUUUGCUGGGCACCUAAAGAUGUGUGAUGAAAGCGCCAGGUGGACUCCUUGUGAAGAGCAUUCCACAAAUGGGAAGCCACUGCAGAAAAGACCUGAUCUUGUGCUGCCACCCUCCAGACCUCUUGCGGAGGCGCUCAAAGAAGCACCUCAGGUGAUGAUUGCAGGGUCUGGGUUGAUUCAUACUUUAAAUCACACUGUUAGCCUCCACCCUAACCCCCAAAUAGAAAAUGCUGUCCACUUCAGACUCAUGAAGGGCGAUGGCAGUGGUGAUCUGGGAGGCAGAACUUGUACCUGUUAGUAUGUAGGAUUUAUAAGUGAACAUCAUGCCUGAAAGGAGCAAUAGUCACAAUGUGAGCAAUUCAGAAAUUGCAUAACACUCAUAGUAAGUGGAUGGCAAGGUGUAAAAUUGUUAUUUGAAAAUUAAGUCUUUCCUAUAUGCUAAUUGGCAUUUUGUUUCCUAUUAUUUCAGGCAUCCUUAUCCCUAGCACCUGUGAAUAUCUUCAAGGCUGGUGCUGAUGAAGAGAGAGCAGAGACAGCCCGUUUGGCAAGUCUAAUAUUCAUUGAUACUUGAUAUCUAGAACUGUAGUUGCACCUGUAUAUGUUUGCUAUAAAAGAAAGCUUGAGCUUAUUCUGCUUGGGGUCAUAUUUAUAAUUUCCCCUUUUUUAUUCCAGUCAUCUUUUGUUGGGGCUAUUGCCAUUGGAGAUCUAGUUAAAAGCACUUUGGGACCUAAGGGCAUGGUAAGUUAUUUGUAAUUUCUGAAAUACAUUGUUUUUGUCACUGUUACCACUUUUGAGUAAAAUAUUUAAUAUCUUCAAAUAUGGACCUUCAGGACAAGAUUCUCCUUAGUACUGGAAGAGAAGGCACAGUGACAGUAACCAAUGAUGGGGCAACUAUCUUAAAAGCUAUUGGAGUGGACAACCCUGCAGCCAAGGUUUUGGUUGGUAUGUUUGACUAAAUACAUUACGGGGAUAUUUUAUUUUGCUAAAUUAAAAGAUUGUAGAUUGUCUGCUUCCUGUGAAAACUACGCUGUGUUCCCAGUCUGACAUUAUUCACCACAUCAUGCUGGUUCUUGAACCAAAGCAGUCAAACUUAGACGUAAAGAAAAAGCUGGAUGGCGCUGCUUAAGCAUUGCAUAAUGCUGUAUUUGCUUCUCAUGACAUAGUGCCCUAUCCUGCGCACAUACAGCCUUGCCUAUAGUAUGACAGUGCAGUUAGAGAGAUCCUGUUUUUAUUUCUGAUUUCUGUAUAGCCGUAUAGAAUGCUAACAUGAUACUUCAAAAUUAGAGCUUAUGUGGUAACGUUUUCCUCACAGAUAUGUCCAAGGUUCAAGAUGACGAAGUUGGAGAUGGAACUACUUCAGUAACUGUUCUGGCAGCUGAAUUGCUAAGGGUAAUAAAUAGUUCCGUUUUUUAAAACACUGAAAAGGUAUGCUGAAAUGCUAAGUUGAAGUUUUUUUGCUGCAACAAACUAAUAUAGCUAACUUUAUAGAAUAUGUAUAAGGUAUACUGAUAAAAAAUUAGGGAGCUUUUAUUUGUUGAAGAUUCCAGGUAAUCUUAUUUAAGCCGUUACAUCAUUGAGACAACUGAAAAAAGGAACAAGAAAGUGGCAUGUGUUUGUCGGAAAGCACACUUGAAGUUACUGUUUUACUUGCAACUGCAUUAAGAUAAACUAAAUGCUUUUAUUUUUCUAGGAGGCAGAAUUAUUGAUUGCCAGAAAAAUCCACCCUCAGACCAUUAUUGCAGGUUGGAGAGAAGCCACAAAAGCAGCAAGAGAAGCCUUGGUGAAAUCUGCUGUGGAUCAUGGGUUAGUUCUAGUCACAGACAACAGGCAUUUGUCUCUCAGAUUGUUAUGGUCCAAUAUCAUGUAACUAAUGACAGGUGUGUGCAGCCAAACAAAAAAAGGAAAGUAGCAUUAAGAGCUGAAUGGUGCUUACACUUAAAGAAGUGUUUCCUGCUAUUUGAAACACACAACUUCGUUGUAAUAUUCUACCGAUAAGCAAAAUAGUAUUGAAAUGUAUCCUGAACAUACUACUACUACUAAUUUAUUUAUACCCUGCCCACCCGGCUGGGUUUCCCCAGCCACUCUGGGCGGCUCACAACAGAUUAAAAACAUUCUGAAUUCUGCAGCAUAUUAUUUUAGAUUUUGCUGUAUUUAUUUGUGAAAAACAUGUUUUAAAGACAAUGGUGUCUGAUGCAAAUGGCUUGUUCCCUCUUUAGUUUUUUAUUUUUCCAACUACUUUAAAUAUUUUACAGUGGCUAUUGUGGAAAGAAUAGCCUCCCUAUUUCAGAUGCUUUUGUCCUAGUGAACAAGACUUCUUCCCACCUGGAUAGGACAGUGUUCUAGGACAUUAUUCUAUAUUUUGAAUAAAAUUGUCUUGUAUUAGAAAAAAUUGACCUGUGUUACAAAACUUUGAUUUAUACCAGAGUUCAAAAAUGUGUUAGAUACAGAGGGAAGGACUGGGUCUAUGGCACAUUAAUGAGGCAAAACCCUAUUGUACUGCUGUUUAUUCAUGGAUUUUAAAUGCUGAGGAGGUUCUGCAUUUGAAAAAAUAAAACCCAUGAUUCAUGGAUUAAUUUAGUCUCUUCAAUAUGCAGAUGAAACAUUGGACAUCUUUAUGUGAAAAUACAGUUUUACAUUCUUCUAAGAUACAAAUAGUGCAGGACAUGCUAUUAGGCAUUUGCCAGGGCUUACAGUAUUUUUGUUCUUAACACUUGAAGAUAAUGUCUUCCAAGUUUGGGUAGCGGCUUGUUAGGUUGGUGUAGGUGGGUGGUUGUUGUUCGAAAGUGGAGUGUCAGAAGCCUUGCAAUUAUAUGCAGAACUUUGCUGUAUGGUUCUCUGGAUCAAGGCCAUAUAUUUUAGUGAUCCAAGAUGUGCUUUUAAGUUUACUUUUUCUGCUUUUCAGGGGAAAUGAAGCUUCAUUUCACAAAGACUUAAUGAAUAUUGCAGAAACCACACUCUCUUCAAAAUUGCUUACUCAUCAUAAAGAUCACUUUGCAAAACUUGCAGUAGAUGCUGUCCUUAGGCUGAAGGGAUCUGGUAAUCUGGAAGCUAUUCAUAUCAUCAAGAAACUAGGAGGAAGUCUAAUAGACUCCUACUUGGAUGAAGGUAUAAUUUUGCUUACUGGUAACAAUUCAGUAAAUUAUGUCAUAGCAAGGAACCUUGUCAUUGCUUACUAUGAAGAUAAAAUAGCAGGCUUUCCACUAAGCCAUUUAAGAAAACAUUGUUUGCUGUUAUGUAAGCAUAACACAGUGUUCACAAACAAAAUAGUGCCUACUUUAUUCCUACAGGCUUGCACUGGGAGAAAAAUCGCUCACAAUUCCUGUCUCAGUGUUAUGCCCAAACCAGGGAUCAUAGUUUGUUUCACUCUAAAUAAACUGAUCUGUAACCAAAUUUUCUUCUUUGCUUACGGCUCAUGGUUUGUAGGAGCGAAACAAACACAAUCACUGGUUCAGAUAUAGUGCUGAAAAUGGAAGGAACAAGAUGGGUUAUGGCUUACUGUGAUAUAUUAGUUCAGCCAGUAUUUGUAUGUUUCUAUUAGCCGUGGUAAAAUUUUGAAGGCAAGUUCCGAUGUAAUAUUUUGCAUGCAGAGAUGGGCCUCUGAAAGCUAUUUCCAUAGAUGUGAAACGUAAGUGGAUCAUGUUUGCAUUGCUUCCUGAAUGGUUUUUAAUCACAGGAUUACCUAUGUAAACUGAAUGUUUGCCCAUUCUGAGAGAAACCUUUUCAUAUUUAUGCACUUGGGUCACUUCAUAAAGUAUUGUACGAAUUAAGCAUCUGAAGUAGCCUCAAAUUAUCUACAUUUAAGAAGCUAAGUAUCUUCGGAUUCUAUUGCUGUUUCAUUUUGGUCUGCCUUGUGUGUUCCUUGAUGCUUCAUAUGAUUUGGGGGGAAUACCGCUUUGUUUUAUUCAACUAAGUGUUGAAUCUAUUCCUGUGACUAUUUGAGUGAAAAGAGACUCAGGCAACCUGUUCAGUUUCAUAAAAUAUGCCCGAUAAUCCUGUCUGAUUUGUCUUCAUUUUAGGUUUUCUGUUGGAUAAAAAAAUUGGAGUCAACCAGCCAAAAAGGAUUGAAAAUGCAAAAAUCCUUAUUGCAAAUACUGGCAUGGAUACUGAUAAAAUUAAGGUACGUAAUUUUUGUGGUGCAAAUCGUAGUGUAGUCAAAGCAGUUGAGCUAUUGCUUAAUAUUGCCAUAUUUAUUUCUUAGAUAUUUGGCUCCCGUGUAAGAGUGGAUUCCACAGCAAAGGUGGCAGAAAUUGAACAAGCAGAAAAAGAGAAAAUGAAGGAGAAGGUUGAACGUAUUCUGAAGCAUGGAAUAAACUGCUUUAUCAACAGGUAUGCAUUAUGCUGAGGGAUGUUUGGAACAUGCUGAUUGACUCUUCAGAGCCUCUGCUGACAAGCCUGUAACUACAUACUGGCACAGUUCACACAUCACCUUAAACCACUGCUUAAAACAAACUGUAGUUUAGUGUGAGCAAACAGCAUGUUGGUGCAAGGUGCUCAGAAAUUCCCACAUCACUCCUUCCUCAUACCUGCUGCUGCUGCCAUGCCAUACCAUGGGUGAAAGCUUGUUGAACCCAAGAACAAAACCUUGGUUACUAGUCGUUAACAGUUAAAGUCAUACGCAAUGUUUAAAAAUCAUUGUACUGUUAAGCACUAUGGAAGUUUUUGCUGGGAUAAAUUAAGUUAUGUUUCCUGCCACAUUGUUAUGAGCACCUUUUCUUAUUACAGGCAAUUGAUCUAUAACUACCCAGAACAGAUGUUUGCUGCUGCUGGUGUUAUGGCUAUUGAACAUGCAGAUUUUGCUGGAGUUGAACGUCUAGCUCUUGUUACAGGUACAGAAUUAUUUUUAACCUGCCUUUUGUUGCACAAGGGAUCCCAGAAUGUGGUACAGUAAAAAAAAAAAAAACACAACUGCAUAAUAAAAGUAAAUCAGCAGCACCAGAAAAAACAUGCCACUAAUAACCAGGAAUCACAUAGUAAAUACCUUACCUUGAUGGCAAAGUACCAUCCAUUGAACAAAGGAUCUGAACUCGUACUUCAUUUUUUUUAUUUUUAUUUUUUGUAACAUACUGUAAAUCUGAUUUCUUUCUUAGCUAAUCAGGAAAGUUACACAGAACCCAGCUUCUUUGCUGUUUGCGGGCCAACUAUGAGAGCUGAAAGUGGCUACCAAUACAUUUUUUUUAAAAAAUUGCACAAUGAUAGUGAGGAUGUCUCCAUAAUUUAAGGUGAAAAGUGGCAUAUCAGCAUAGUAGUUUCUUUAAAACAAAACACACACACACAGAGAGAGAGAGAGAGAGAGAGACUGAUGAACAUCUGCUCAUACUUCUUUUCAUAAAAGCUUCUUUUCAAAGUUCAGGUUCGUAUGUCUACUAAGUAAACAGUUACUAAAACUAUUUUACACUUGUGGGAGGAAAAGGCUAACACAAAGUUGCAUUCAUUCUCAGGUGGUGAAAUUGCUUCAACUUUUGACCAUCCAGAAUUGGUGAAGCUAGGAAGCUGCAAGCUGAUUGAAGAAGUCAUGAUUGGUGAAGAUAAACUUCUUCAUUUCUCUGGAGUUGCCAUGGGUAGGUUUUGCUGCUCAGUGUUGGACAGAACAAUCGUAUGCGCCAGCCACCACUGCUGUGUCUGUGGAGCAGCUGCCACCUUGCACUCAUGCUUUACCCAAGGAAGGGAGGAGAUGAUACCCACAGUCUGAAAAUUUUUAAAACAACAGGCACGUCCCUGGAAACUGUCAGGGAUGGUGGUUAGCAGCAAUGCUCAUAUGUUACUCACACAUGGAAAGAGCAAUGACCCCAGCACCUCUAUCGCCUCGAGGCAGAAUAACACCUUUUGCAAGUAUGCAAAGGAAAAUGCCUGAAUAUGCAACAAGAGCAGCUACAGAGCAGCCAUUUCUAGUAGCUCAGUUCAUCUAAUGGUGGGAGAGGGGUUAUUGGUUUGUUGUUGUUUCUUGUUUUUAUGCUUUUAUAUUGUGUUUUUAUGUUGUGAACUGCCCUGGGAUCUGCAGAUGAAGGGUGGUACACAUAUUAACAAUAAUUAAUAAUAAUGAUAACAACAACAACUAGUCACCACUAUGCGGCUUUAGGAUUUGGCUUGAUAGACAGCAGGGCAGCAGGUUCAAUGUCCUUUUAUAUAUUGCUAUGUAGGAGACAGGAUUUUGUUGGAAAUAUUUUUUUGCUUUUCCUAACCUUUUUAUACCUUUUAGGUGAAGCAUGCACUGUAGUUCUGCGUGGUGCAACACAACAGAUCAUAGAUGAAGCAGAAAGAUCUCUGCAUGAUGCACUGUGUGUUCUUGCCCAGACUGUAAAAGAUACUAGAACGGUGUAUGGUGGAGGUAAAUAUACAGUGUUCUUAUUUUAGCUCCAGCAAUUGAAAGAUUAACUUUAAUACUUGCUCAGGUUGGUUACAAGGUGUCUGUUUCCUAACACAUAGGCUGCUCAGAGAUGUUAAUGGCUAAUGCUGUCUGGGAGCUUGCAAAGAGAACACCAGGCAAAGAAUCCGUAGCAAUGGAGUCUUUCGCUAAGGCCUUGAGCACGGUAAGCUAGUGUUUGGUUCUCUUUACUACCAGUAUAACGAAGCACAGUGCUCUGAAAGCUAAUAAUUAUGAGGAGGAGGCUGAGCACCCACACAACAUUUACUGGUUGUUGGUCAUUGCAAAGUCUUUUGAGAUGGUAGUUUUCAGGUUUGUGGCUCAUGCAACCAAACUGUGCCCUUGUUAACCAAGGAACAGUAACAUUACCUAUCUUCCUCUAGCCCCUUUCCCAUGUUUCUUUUGGCUUGGCUGACUUUAUAUAGUGUUAUUUCUAAGCGCUUUUAAAACAUGGGUUGGCUUUCUCUCUCUCCAAACCAAUUGUAGCAGGAUUCCCUUGAACCAGGAAUGAAGGACUGUGGCCCUCCAGAUGUUGUUGGACUCCACCUUCCAUCAGCCCUGGCCAGUGAUCAGGGAUAAUGGUUCUCUAGCCCUGACCUAAGCAGAGAUCUGGGAUUCUCUUGUAAACUUGUUUCUAUUCAAUGAAUGGGAGGGAUUGCCAAAGAUUGUCGUAUUGACAAAUUCAGAUUCUGCAUCAAGGAUACACAUAUUUUGAGUAAGGAUAGUGCAAUAGUACAAUAGUAACUCAUAGCGCUUACAUGUGUGCUGUGCAUUAUUGUUAUUUAUUUUUGCAACUGGCAUGUAGUUUGCAGGUUUGCUCUUUGCCAAAUGGUCUAACAAGCCUGCUUUAUUUUGUUAGCUCCCAACUAUCAUCGCUGAUAACGCUGGCUAUGACAGUGCAGAUUUGGUUUCCCAGCUUCGAGCUGCUCAUAUUGAAGGGAAAACCACGUAUGGACUUGGUAAGGAUUUUUAUAUAUAGUUUGUAUGUUUUAUUUUUAAAAAAUACACCUUUGUGUAUAAACACUUGCAGUGGGAAUAGAAGCUGCUUUGGGGUGCUUUACAUUCAACAACAGCAGUGAAAAUUAAAAUCAAGCGUAAGACUGAAUUUCACUAAAUGCAAAUUCCACUUGAAAAUGUGUAGACCUUUAAUUAAAAUCAGUAUCAUUUUAAUAGUGCCAAGAUAGAAAAUGCAAAAAAAUUAUGGAAAUGGGAUGCUUGCCUUGUUAACACUGAGAAUUUUUUUUUUUUAAUCUCUUGAAGACAUGAAGGAGGCUACCAUUGCAGACAUGGCAACUCUGGGAGUGGUGGAAAGCUUUCAAGUGAAACGGCAAGUUUUGCUGAGUGCUGCUGAAGCUGCAGAGGUGAUUCUCCGUGUCGAUGAUAUUAUUAAAGCAGCUCCAAGGUAAAACCCAAAGCUUUCCUAGUUCUUGCGAGACAAUGCCGUAAUCAAUCUUUAUCAGAAAAACAAUUGAUUUGAACUAUAAUUUCCUUAUAAUAGGUAUGCUUCUAUGUUUAUGAAAUUUUGUUACGGUUGCACAUUUGAUGCUACCUGCUAAGAUAGGAUAUACUCCCAUCAAGGUACCAUCAGUGUUUGUCCUAUUUGGUCUAGUAGGAUCUGUUUCAGGUUUUGAGGCCUGAGGAUGUGGCCAAGGAGUUGAAGCAGCGGGACUGAAAACAUACCCUCUCGGCACUUGCCUUUUUGGCUGAUUGAAAAUAAUCAGAAGGGCUUGGCCAAAGGGAUCCAACCUGUGGGGAGCUCGUACAUGAAGAUCUGUGGGGAGAUCCUCUUGAUGGAGCUGCAAUUAAUUGACUAAUAAACAAUGCAGGAGGGAGGACUUUCUUGGUGCUGGUUGCCUGACUGCCAAAUUCCCCCCUCCUCAGAUAUAGCUGGUGCCAACUCUCUUGUAGGCAUCUGUGGCAGUGGUCUUACCCUCUUGACUUGCAGUUAUCUCUGCCUGCUACUGUUACGAAUUGAAAUAUCAUUGUAACCUACUCUGGGAUUACCUGGGCAAUUAAGAGUGGACUGAGAAGGCUAUUGCUGAUGAACUAAAUAACAAACAUGUACAAACACUUUUAGGUUCUUAUCAUUCUAGGCUUGCAAUGAACUUGGAGACUCUUCUUUCCUCCCAACAUUUGUGCGUACUGAAUUCUGAUUCUUCUUUCAGGAAAAGAGUACCAGAUCGUUAUCCGUGUUGAGUAUUCCGUGGUCAGUAAAAACACGUGGACCAGAAGUUUGCAAAAUACGUUGUGCGCUUCAGACCGAUUUGAAGAAUAAAGGGAUGGAAUAUUGAGCUUUGGCAAUGUGAUCAUUCUUUUGUUGGUUUAACUUAUAUUGUUUCAAAAAGACCAAUUCAUUCUUAUUGUAUAACAUCUAUACUUCCCCACCAUCCUCUUUGUAGUACCCCAUAAUAAAAGUUUCAAAUCUGUUUUGACUUUCCAUUUACUUUGGUAUAGUACCGGAGUUUGCGCUUUUUAUUGGAAAGACCUUCCAAUGCAUACGUGUGAAACAAUGAGAGCACAAUUCAGAGAAUAGGCAGGUGGCUGAUCAUGAAAGCAAAGUUUACUGCUAGUAUUUAAAAAUGUCAUCGUGUGUGAUCCUUUUAUUAAACAUUGCAUGAAGAUAAUACAGGCCACUAAACCUUAGCUAGUUGUGUGUUUAUCACAUCUCGGCAAGGAGGAAGUAAUCUGAACCCUCACUGUUUUUGCUGGAAUUGGAGGUUCAACUACAUGACUUCCUCAAGACAAUAAAAGUUAAUUUCUAGUUGGCAUGUUAAAAAAAAAAUCUGGAAGAAGUAACCGUAUUAGCUGAUGGCAGCAAAUGAUAGAGUGCUGUGGUACUGUAACUAUGAACACAUGUCUUGUGGCAUGAGCUUUUGUAGGCUGUAGUCUACUUUCAGAGUUCUGCAAUAGCUUGGAAAGUUGGAGGAGAAAUAGUUCCCAAUGAAAUAAUAAAAAGCUUAGCUUAGGAUCACAGCCAACAUAUUUCACGCCUUUUAAAACAACUAACUGCAUAGAUCCUCUUAGUUGUUAGGCAUGUAUAAUGGGCUAAAGCAGUGGUUCCCUAUUGGUGGUCCGUGGUACCAUUCACGUAGCAAAAAGUACUGCAGAGAUAUCUACAUUUUCAAAAGUAGGAGGGUCAUUGGCUUGACUAUUGAAAAAUGGGGUCUGCAGUACUUCGUUAAUUGGAUACCACCGGGUUAAAUAGUUAAAUGGAAACAAACUAUUCUAAUGACAUAUCUAUAAAUCUUGCUUUUCUACCAGUCAUGGCUUCCCCAAAGACUGAACGUGCUGAACACUAUGCUAGGGGUCCUAUCUCUCCUAACCAUACACAUGCUACAUUUCCCUGAGCAGCGCUCAAGCUGGUAUGCAGAUAGACUCCAUGUAGUUGGAUUUGUGACUGGUGAACCCCAGCUUAAAAGUUCUCAUUUACACACACAAAACCAGGAUACAUUUGCAGGAUGAAAUAUCUUCAAAGUGACUUCAAAAUACUUCUACACAAUUUGUUUAAUACCACAGGGCUAGUGCUACAGCAUUGGUUUUAAUUUUACAGAAGGCAAGGCACCUGCAUUUUUAUCUUUAAACGGAUUCCUUUCCCCCUUCUCAAAUUAAAGAUUUGUUUAUAAUGUGUACUAGGUUUUGUUCCAUCUGAAUUCCGUAGAAGAGCUGCAGGUAUCAGAAGGGGUACAUUAGCUGGCUUGCUAAUUCUAGAUAUUUAAAUUACUCACCAAGCUGGGCAUGCACACAAUACCAUAGAAAUCGAGUGAAAUCGAACACAUGCAGCUUUACACUGGAUUAUACAGCCUGUGAAAACACAGUCCAUAUAUUCUCAGCUUUAUCUAGAUAUGAACACCCUGGCUGAAGAGGGCUCCUGCGGCAACCUUACAAGUUCUGCACUCUAGUAGUGGAAAUUUUUGUCACUCGGCUAGACUGAGAUGGCCUGGAGGAGGGAGAAUAGAGUCGAUGUCCUCAGAUCCUUUGAUCCUAUCCAUACCAGAUCGUUUCCUAGGUUCGGGGCUUUCCUCAGACCACCUCCCAACCCUAUGCACCCCCUUGGCUACCUUGGGUGCGUUUCUGCAGGGGUUGUGGUCAUAGAUCACCAGCUUCAAGCUGCUCAGGUGCGUGAGACUGGGGAAGUAAGUGAUGAUGUUGCGGUCGACGUCGAUAAUUUCCAGGAAUGGCAUGUGAAGCAACACGGGGGGGAAUUCAGGCAGCAGGUUGCCUGAGAGCCAGAUGCUGCGCAGGUCCUUCAGGUACCACAGCUGCGCAGGCAGGGAGUGCAGCGCAUUGGAGCCGGCAUGCAGCGUCUUGAGUUGCUUCAACUCGCACACCACGUUGGGCAGGUGAUACAAACAGUUGGACUCAAUCCAGAGUGUCUUCAGGUUCUGCAGCUGGCGCAGCUCUACUGGCAAGUCUCCAAGUCUGUUGUUGCCCAGGUAAAGGAUACACAGCUGCUUCAAGGUGCACACCACCGGGGGAAGCGUUUGGAAAUUGUUGAAAUCCAGUGCCAAGAUCUGUAGGUUCUGCAGCUGUUCUAGCUCAGAGGGCAGAUGAUUCAGAUUGUUGUCGCUCAGGUACAAUUUGACCAGUUCCCUGAAAGAACAAACGUGCAGCGGGAACCUCCUCACCUGCCUGCUGCUCAGAUCCAACAUUUUAUCAAUUGGCAUCUCUUCAAGGUCUCCCAGAAUGUAUUUCUGGCAGGCAUCUGAUGGGAAGAAAGCAAUGACUGUUCGGAAAGCGUUGCCCAUCCUAACAACUUUGGAAAGUUACAUUGGUUCUUCGCUACCCAGUGAAUCAGGUUUAUGGAGCAGGGAAGCUGCCUGGCUUCUAU
Messenger RNA from Podarcis lilfordi (Lilford's wall lizard), 13016 nucleotides. Lineage: Eukaryota; Metazoa; Chordata; Lepidosauria; Squamata; Lacertidae. The record is from the annotation of a GenBank genome assembly.